AUGGCUCCAAGAAGUAUAGAAGAAUGGUUUUACUACAAGUUACUGAGCAGUCCAGGCUUUCAUAGGUUUGUACGUAAGGUAUAUAGAAAAGUAAAUGGCAUCAAAGAAGAUCCCUUCACUGAUCCACCAACUGCUUUCCAAUAUCUCUAUAAACCAACUUCGCUGCAGAAAUUUAAGGCUCUACGCCUUAUAUUUUGGGAUGAAAUGAGAUCCACUUUUGGAUUUAGAAGAAGACUGGGGGACCGCUUUAAAUGA
Messenger RNA from Saccharomyces mikatae IFO 1815, 255 nucleotides. RefSeq names its product Mrx7p (gene MRX7). The transcript has a single exon. NCBI's taxonomy places the organism in Eukaryota, Fungi, Ascomycota, Saccharomycetes, Saccharomycetales, Saccharomycetaceae. The coding region runs from base 1 to 255 and encodes 84 amino acids. The record is from RefSeq and is a predicted model, not a curated record.